Messenger RNA from Euleptes europaea (tarantolino), 1278 nucleotides. It is a transcript of the gene E2F1, whose product is annotated as E2F transcription factor 1. The transcript is spliced from 8 exons. Gene Ontology annotation, molecular function: DNA-binding transcription factor activity, RNA polymerase II-specific; protein dimerization activity; RNA polymerase II cis-regulatory region sequence-specific DNA binding. The coding region runs from base 1 to 1260 and encodes 419 amino acids. Gene Ontology annotation, cellular component: Rb-E2F complex. The record is from RefSeq and is a predicted model, not a curated record. NCBI's taxonomy places the organism in Eukaryota, Metazoa, Chordata, Lepidosauria, Squamata, Sphaerodactylidae. Gene Ontology annotation, biological process: G1/S transition of mitotic cell cycle; regulation of transcription by RNA polymerase II.
AUGUCUCUGGAGGGCCUGGCGGGGGCCCCGCGCGUGGCCGACCUGGAGGCCCUCCUGCGGGGAGCGGAGGCCAUCCACGUCAUGGACCAGCAGAUCGUGAUCAUCUCCACCCCGGACCAGCUGCCCGCCCCCGAGGGCGAGGACGACGCCGAGCUGCUGCUCUUUGCCACCCCGCAGCCCGCCCGCGUGGAGACGGCCGCGCUGAGGCCUGCUCUGCAGCGGCCGCCGGUAAAACGGAAGCUGAAUUUGGAGACAGACCACCAGUAUAUUGCAGAGAGUGUUCAAGCAGCCCGAGGAAAAGCGAAAAACCCUGUGAAAGGGCUGAAGUCUCCUGGAGAGAAGUCCCGCUAUGAAACGUCUCUGAAUCUGACCACCAAACGCUUCCUGGAGCUGCUGAGCCAAUCGCCUGAUGGUGUUGUGGAUCUCAACUGGGCUGCAGAGGUGCUCAAGGUGCAGAAGAGGCGGAUCUAUGAUAUCACCAAUGUCCUGGAAGGCAUCCAACUCAUCACCAAGAAGUCCAAGAACCAUAUCCAGUGGCUGGGCAGCCGGUCUGCUGUGGGGAGCAGCGGCAGGAGCCAGGGUUUGGUGAAAGAACUCCAGGAUCUUCAGGCUGCGGAACAACAAAUGGAUCACCUCAUCCAAAUGUGCACCACCCAGUUCAGGCUCCUGACCGAGGAUCCCGAGAACAAACACUCAGCUUAUGUGACUUGCCAAGAUCUGCGGCGCAUCGCAGACCCCUCUGAACAGCUGGUGAUGGUGAUCAAAGCCCCCCAGGAGACACAGAUGCAAGUGUCUGACCCAGCAGAGGCUUUCCAGAUUGCUGUGAAAAGCACGCAGGGCCCCAUUGAUGUGUUCCUUUGUCCAGAAGAGAGCUCUGGAGUCUGCAGCCCCAAAAAGAGCCCACUGAAAGUUGCUGCCGAAGAAACUUCCCUGGAGUCUUCACAAGCAUCUGUGUUACUUCACCCCUCCCAGGACAUGAAGCUACCAUUGCUGGGUGGAGACCAAGCUGAGCCUCUGUUGUCUGGGGACGGUUCGCUGCCUCUGAAGUCCUCGACAGAUGACAUGACCCUCUCGCCGCUGGCCUCUGUUGACGCGUUGCUGGAGCAGGGCAAGGAUGACUUCUCUAGCUUCCUGCCUGCUGAGUUCAUUGCCCUUUCGCCACCCCAGACCCAGGACUACCAUUUUGGGCUGGAGGAGGGCGAAGGCAUCAGCGAGCUGUUUGACUGUGACUUUGGAGACUUCACUUCUUUGGAUUUCUGAGCGCCUUUGGGGUUUGGG